This is a messenger RNA of Strongyloides ratti, 1071 nucleotides long. Its product is annotated as Protein AAR2 homolog. Bases 1 to 1071 code for a protein of 356 amino acids. The record is from RefSeq and is a predicted model, not a curated record. Gene Ontology annotation, biological process: spliceosomal tri-snRNP complex assembly. The transcript is spliced from 4 exons. NCBI's taxonomy places the organism in Eukaryota, Metazoa, Nematoda, Chromadorea, Rhabditida, Strongyloididae.
AUGGAUAAUUUAAAGGGAUAUGAUUUAUCUCCUGAACAAGCACGUUUUAUGUUUGAAAGUUUUUCUUUUAUAAUAUUCAAGGACUUUCCUGAGGGUAUAGAAGUAGGAAUUGAUUACAAAUCAUUUAUAACAGGGCCAAAAUUUAUGGGGUUUAAAAUGAUUCCACCUGGAUUACAUUUUAUUUAUAUAAGUUAUAAAAAUUCCCCUAGAAUUGGUUUUUUCCAUAAUUUUAUUGAAAAAGAAAUAUUAAUGAAAAAAUGGGAUAAUAUAAAGGAAAAUUUUGAAGAUUGUAUUUUAACAGGAGAAGAGGAAAGUAGAAUCAAAGCUAACAUAAAAAAUAUAGAUAAAAAUCUAGGAGUAUAUCCAUUUGACAAAUUAAAAAACUGGAUUUCAUUAAGUAAUUUUAUAACUAAAGAGAUUACUUACAAAAUUAAUCCAAUAUGUGGAAGAAUCACAUCACAACAAACAUUUAUUACAGAAGAGGAUAGAAUUAAUGAGAAAGGACAAAUUGUUGAUAGAGAAAAUCCUACACGAUUAAGAUUUUGUGAUGAAGAGGGAUUACCUAUUUUUAAUAUGAUUGAAGAAGAGAGGAUAAAAUUUAGUGAAAUACCAAAAGUAACAUUAGAAAAUAUUGAUAAACGUGAUCUAGUUGAUAAUUCUAUUUUACUUGAAAAAUUACUUAAAAAUUAUGGUGAAAAUGGUGUAGAAAAAUUAUUAGGUGAAUUUCAAUACUCAUUUGUUGUUUUUUUACUUGGACAAGUUUAUGAAGGUUUUGAGCAAUGGAAAAGAUUUCUUCAUUUGUUAUCAUCUGUCAAAUCUUCUUUAAAUAAACAACUUCCAUUGUAUGAAAAAUUUUUUAUGGUAUUAUAUUAUCAAAUCACUACAUGUCCAGAUGAUUUUUUUAAUAAUGUUAUUGAACAAAAUAAUUUUAUUAUAUGGACAUUACGUCUUUUUUUUGCAAAUAUUGAAGAUAAUGAUACUUUACCAGUAACUUUCAAGACAAAAUCUCUUAAAAUUCGCCAUUUAUUUGAAAAAAAAUUUAGUUGCUCUUUUGAUUUACCUAAUGAAUAA